GCAAAGCCCUGGGAGUCUCAGAAGAGCCUCCAGCAGCAAUAGCGAGGGAAGCGCCGCUUUCAGCCUUGCCACAAUGGUAAACUAUCCGUCCCGUUUGCUUUCCCUUGCAAUCACCCUUUGCGUCCUGCUGGAAGAAGGUCUGGGCCAUCCUCUGGCGGAGUCGCACCUGGCAGCCGCCAACGGCAGGCACCUGAGGACAAAAAGGUGCUCCUGCAGUAACUGGAUGGACAAGGAGUGCAUUUACUUCUGCCAUCUUGACAUUAUCUGGAUCAAUACGCCUGGGCAUUCCGCUCCCUACGGCCUAGGCAGCCCACACCGGCGUAAGAAGAGAUCGCUGGGCAGGUGUGAAUGCUCCCACGCCAAGGACAGCAUCUGUGCAACCUUCUGUCAUGGCAGGCCUUGGGAUCUCCGAAAUCCUCGGGUGCCCCCGAACACAGGCAUGCUGGUCAAACUCCUGCAGAGCAGCAGCACCAACCCCCACAAGCUGAACGUCUGAAAUUCCUCGGGGCUCUUUUUCUUUCAAAUUCUCUGCAUACUAGAAAGCAUCGCACCUCUCAAAUAGAUGUCAAGCUAGCAGAACUUCUGUAGAAGAAGAGCUUCUGGAAGAAAAAAACAGAUGACGGGCUUAAAAGGUUGCUCUUUAUCAUAACUGUGUGGAGUCCUGGGAUUGCCAGAAGCUCAUACUAUGCAAGAAGAGCGGAAGGCCAGACCCUCAAAGGCGAUGGAGGGGAAUCCCAGGAAAAAGCUGUCAAGAUGAUGGCACAGUUCCCUCGGUACUCCAGAGAUUACCCAAAAGGGAGACAUGACCUCCUCUCAGUUGUUAUGGUCCUUGGUGCCCUGGGAAGUUCCAUCCAGCUUCUGGGGUCAGAGAGAGGAUGU
Molecule: messenger RNA, 879 nt
Organism: Hemicordylus capensis (graceful crag lizard)
Lineage: Eukaryota; Metazoa; Chordata; Lepidosauria; Squamata; Cordylidae
Gene: EDN2
Product: endothelin 2
Exons: 5
Coding region: 74-496 (140 amino acids)
Biological process (GO): vein smooth muscle contraction; regulation of vasoconstriction; intracellular calcium ion homeostasis
Cellular component (GO): extracellular region
Molecular function (GO): endothelin B receptor binding; hormone activity
Source: RefSeq, a predicted model, not a curated record